GGUGGGGGGCCUGCCCGAGCCCACGCUGUCCUGGGAGAAGGACGGGAUGGCGCUGGACGAAGUGUGGGACAGCAGCCACUUCGCGCUCGUGCCGGGCCGCGCCGAGGGCAGCCGGGGCGUGAGCCUGGCGCUGCGCAUCCUGGCGGCGCGGCUGCCCGACUCGGGCGUCUACGUGUGCCACGCCCGCAACCCGCACGGCCACGCGCAGGCCGGCGCGCUGCUCCAGGUUCACCAGCCCCCCGAAAGCCCGCCCGCCGACCCCGACGGAGCGCCGGCGCCCGUGGUGGAGCCGCUCAAGUGCGCGCCCAAGACCUUCUGGGUGAACGAGGGCAAGCACGCCAAAUUCCGCUGCUACGUGAUGGGCAAGCCCGAGCCCGAGAUCGAAUGGCACUGGGAGGGCCGCCCGCUGCUGCCUGACCGCCGCCGCCUCAUGUACCGCGACCGCGACGGCGGCUUUGUGCUCAAGGUGCUCUAUUGCCAGGCCAAGGACCGCGGGCUCUACGUGUGCGCCGCGCGGAACUCCGCGGGCCAGACGCUCAGCGCCGUGCAGCUGCACGUCAAAGAGCCCCGCCUCCGGUUCUCGAGGCCCCUGCAGGACGUGGAGGGCCGGGAGCAGGGCAUCGCUGUGCUGGAGUGUAAAGUCCCCAACUCUCGCAUCCCCACGGCCUGGUUCCGGGAAGACCAGCGGCUGCUGCCCUGCCGCAAGUAUGAGCAGAUUGAGGAGGGCACCGUCCGGCGCCUCAUCAUCCACCGGCUCAAGGCCGACGACGACGGCGUCUACCUGUGCGAGAUGCGGGGCCGCGUGCGCUCCGUGGCCAACGUCACAGUUAAAGGGCCCAUCUUGAAGCGGCUGCCCAGGAAGCUGGACGUCCUGGAGGGGGAGAACGCAGUGCUGCUGGUGGAGACCCGGGAGGCAGGGACCGAGGGCCGCUGGAGCCGAGAUGGAGAGGACCUGCCGGCCACCUGCCAGAGCAGCUCUGGCCACAUGCAUGCCCUGGUCCUGCCAGGAGUCACACGAGAGGAUGCUGGCGAGGUCACCUUUAGUGUGGGCAACUCCCGGACCACCACUCUGCUCAGAGUCAAAUGCGUCAAGCACAGCCCACCGGGCCCGCCAGUGCUGGCAGAAAUGUUCAAAGGCCACAAGAACACCGUCCUGCUGACCUGGAAGCCUCCCGAGCCAGCUCCCCAGACCCCCUUCAUCUAUAGGCUGGAGCGGCAGGAGGUGGGCUCCGAGGACUGGGCUCAGUGCUUCAGCAUCGAGAAAGCCGGCGCCGUGGAGGUGCCGGGCGACUGCGUGCCCACCGAGGGCGACUACCGCUUCCGUGUGUGCACAGUCAGCGAACACGGCCGCAGCCCCCACGUGGUGUUCCAGGGCUCUGCCCACCUUGUGCCCACGGCUCGCCUGGUGACCGGUCUGGAGGACGUGCAGGUGUAUGAUGGGGAGGACGCUGUCUUCUCCCUGGAUCUCUCCACCAUCAUCCAGGGCACCUGGUUCAUCAACGGCCAGGAGCUACCAAACAGUGAGCCGGAGGGCCAGGUAGAGCCUGGGGCCUUGCACUACCAAGUGGAGCAGAAGGGCCUACAACAUAAGCUCAUUCUCCGGUCUGUCCAGUACCGAGACCACGGGGCCCUCGUUGGCUUCACCUGCCCUGGCGUGCAGGACUCGGCUGCGCUCACCAUCCAAGAGAGCCCAGUGCACAUCCUGAGCCCCCAGGCCCCGGUGUCACUGUCCUUCCUGACCUCUGAGCGAGUGGUUCUGACCUGCGAACUCUCUCGGGUGGACUUCCCGGCAAGCUGGUACAAGGACGGGCAGGAGGUGGCGGAGAGUGAGGCCCUGGUGGUGAAGGUGGAUGGCUGCAAACACCGCCUGAUUCUGCCCGCUGCCGAGGUCCGGGACAGCGGGGAGUUUGAAUGUAGGGCGGAGGGGCUCUCUGCCUUCUUCAGCAUCACUGUCCAAGACCCCCCUGUGCACAUCGUGGACCCCCGGGAGCACGUGUUCGUGCAUGCCAUCACUUCUGAGUGUGUUGUGCUGACCUGCGAGGUGGACCGGGACGAGGCCGACGUGCGCUGGUACAAGGACGGCCAAGAGCUGGAGGCAGGCGACUUCCUGGUCCUGGAGAAGGACAGGACCCGUCACCGCCUGGUGCUGCCCGCUGCCCAGCCUCCGAAUGGCGGCGAGUUCCAGUGCGUGGCUGGGGAGGAGCGUGCCUACUUCACCGUCACCAUCACAGACGUGUCUUCGUGGAUUGUGUACCCCAGUGGGAAGGUGUACGUGGCCGCCGUGCGGCUGGAGCGCGUGGUGCUGACCUGCGAGCUGUUCCGGCCCUGGGCGGAGGUGCGCUGGAGCAGGGACGGAGUGGAGGUGGCCGAGAGCCCCUCGCUGCUGCUGCAGAAGGAGGACACUAUUCGCCGCCUGGUGCUGCCUGCCGCCCAGCUUGAGGACUCCGGGGAGUACCUGUGUGAAAUCGAUGACGAGUCCGCCUCCUUCACCGUCACUGUCACAGAGCCCCCGGUUCGGAUCCUGUCCCCCCGGGAUGAGGUGACCUUGAUCGCCGUGACCUUGGAGUGCGUGGUGCUGCUGUGUGAGCUGUCUCGGGCAGACGCCCCCGUGCGCUGGUACAAGGAUGGGCUGGAGGUGGAGGAGAGCGAGGCCCUGGUCCUGGAGAGCGAUGGGCCCCGCCGCCGCCUGGUGCUGCCUGCUGCCCAGCCUGGGGACGGGGGUGAAUUCGUGUGUGACGCUGGAGAUGACUCUGCCUUCUUCACGGUCACUGUCACAGCGCCCCCAGAGAGGAUUGUGCACCCGGCAGCCCGCACCUUGGAGCUGCAGUUUCUGGCUCCUGGGCGCGUGGAGCUGCGCUGCAAGGUGUCCCCAGCCGGGUCGCAGGUUCGCUGGUACAAGGAUGGGCUGGAGGUGGAGGCGUCUGGCACCCUGCAGCUGGGUGCUGAGGGGCCCGCCCGCACCUUGACCCUGCCCCACGCCCAGCCCGAGGAUGCUGGCGAGUACGUGUGUGAGACCCGAGAUGACGCUGUCACCUUCAACGUCAGCCUGGCCGAGCCCCCCGUGCAGUUCCUGGCCCCAGAGACGGCCCCCAGUCCACUCUGUGUGGCCCCGGGAGAGCCGGUGGUGCUGAGCUGUGAGCUCUCGAGAGCCAGUGCCCCUGUGCUCUGGCACCACGAUGGGAACCUGCUACAGGAGGAUGCGGGCCUGCAGCUGCGGGCAGAGGGGCCCCGCCGCCUACUGUGCAUCCAGGCUGCAGCCCCUGCCCAUGCCGGCCUCUACACCUGCCAGUGUGGGAUGGCUCCAGGGGCCCCUAGCCUCAACUUCAUGGUCCAGGUGGCUGAGCCCCCUGUGCGGGUGGUGGCUCCCGAGGCAGCCCAGACGAGGGUCCGAAGCACCCCAGGCAGGACCCUAGAGCUGGUGGUGCACCUCUCCGGGCCAGGGGGCCCCGUGCGCUGGUACAAGGACGGGGAGCGCCUGGAGAGCCAGGGCCGGGUACAGCUGGAGCAGGCCGGGGCCAGGCAGGUACUGCGGGUGCAGGGGGCACAGAGCGGGGACUCGGGCGAGUACCUAUGUGAUGCGCCCCAGGACAGCCGUAUCUUCCUCGUCAGGAUAGAAGAAUCUCCACCUGUGAAGCUGGUCUCGGAGCUGACACCAUUAACCGUCCACGAGGGUGAUGACGCCACGUUCCGCUGUGAAGUGUCCCCACCAGACACCCACGUCACCUGGCUGCGCAACGGGGCCAUUGUCACUGCAGGGCCCCAGCUGGAGAUCGCUCAGAACGCUUCCAGCCACACACUGACCAUACGAGGCUGCGGGCUCCAGGAUGCGGGAACUGUGACUGCCCAGGCAGGGGGAGUGACCACCAGUGCCCGACUUCACGUUCGAGAGGCUGAGCUGCUCUUUCUGCGGAGGCUGCAGGACCUGCGGGUGGAGGAAGGCCAAGACGUGUGCCUCGAGGUGGAGACUGGCCGAGUGGGUGCGGCCGGGGCAGUGCGUUGGGUGCGUGGCGGGGAGCCCCUGCCCCAUGACAUGCGGCUCUCCAUGGCCCAGGACGGCCACACCCACCGCCUCUUCAUCCACGGCGUCGCGCUGGCCGACCAGGGCACCUACGGCUGCGAGAGCCGCCAUGACCGCACUCUGGCCAGGCUCAGCGUGAGGCCCAAGCAGCUGAGGGUGCUGCGGCCCCUGGAGGAUGUGACCAUUACCGAGGGGGGCAGUGCCACUUUCCAGCUGGAGCUGUCCCAAGAGGGCGUGGCCGGGGAGUGGGCCCGGGGUGGAGUCCGCCUACAGCCGGGGCCCAAGUGCCACAUUCACGCCGAGGGCCGCAGCCACUGCCUGGUGCUCAGUGGCCUGGGCCUGGCCGACUCCGGGUGCGUCUCCUUCACCACCGAUGCUCUGCGCUGUGCAGCGAGACUCACUGUAAGAGAGGUCCCAGUGACUAUUGUGUGGGGACCACAGGACCUAGAGGUGACUGAGAGCGACACAGCUACAUUCGAGUGCGAGCUGUCCCAGGCCCUGGCUGAUGUCACCUGGGAGAAGGAUGGGCGCGCGCUCUCCCCGAGCCCCCGACUCCGGCUGCAGGCCCUUGGCGCGCGCCGCCUUCUGCAGCUGCGACGCUGCGGCCUCUCCGACGCCGGGUCCUACAGCUGUGCGGUGGGGACGGUCCGGGCCGGGCCUGCCCGCCUGGUGGUGCACGAGCGCACAGUGGCUGUCCUUUCGGAGCUCGGAUCGGUGCGCGCCCGGGAAGGCGACGGCGCCACGUUCGAGUGUACGGUGUCGGAGGCCGAGACCACCGGGCUCUGGCAGCUCCGAGGCCGCCCGCUGAAACCCGGAGGCCGCGUCCGCAUCCGGCAGGAAGGGAAGAAACACAUGCUGGUGCUGAGCGAGCUGCGCCCCGAGGACGCCGGAGAGGUCCUAUUCCAGGCCGGACCCGCCCAGUCCGCGGCCCAGCUGGAGGUGGAGGCUCUGCCGCUCCAGAUAUCCCGCCGGCCCCCUCGUGAGAAGACUGUGCUGGCCGGCCGCAGGGCAGUGCUGGAGGUGACAGUGUCCCGCGCCGGGGGCCACGUGUGCUGGCUGCGGGAGGGGGUGGAGCUGAGCCCAGGAGACAAGUAUGAGCUGCGCAGCCACGGCCCCACCCACAGCCUUGUCAUCCAUGACGUGCAACCCGAGGACCAGGGCACCUACUGCUGCCAGGCCGGCCAGGACAGCGCCUACACUCAACUGCUGGUAGAGGGGAGCUAGAAGAACGGAGCCAGCCUCAGGCCGAGCAGAAACCAGGGCCCAUACUCUGGGCGUGGGGGCAGGCGAGCUCGCGGUGACAAGUCAAUAAAUGCCUACAGCCUC
Echinops telfairi (small Madagascar hedgehog) is the source of this 5344-nucleotide messenger RNA. RefSeq names its product obscurin like cytoskeletal adaptor 1 (gene OBSL1). Bases 47 to 5242 code for a protein of 1731 amino acids. The transcript is spliced from 21 exons. The record is from RefSeq and is a predicted model, not a curated record. NCBI's taxonomy places the organism in Eukaryota, Metazoa, Chordata, Mammalia, Afrosoricida, Tenrecidae. Gene Ontology annotation, molecular function: protein binding.